Messenger RNA from Phoenix dactylifera (date palm), 3168 nucleotides. The record is from RefSeq and is a predicted model, not a curated record. Lineage: Eukaryota; Viridiplantae; Streptophyta; Magnoliopsida; Arecales; Arecaceae.
AUGUACGACCCGAUUGCCACCACUGCAACAAAUUCAAAAGGCUAUAGCCAUUCCUGACGAUGGGAUGGCGAGGCAUGCCUGCGUUUCCAAACACCUCCCGCUCGUCUGCGACCUCUCCCUCUCCAACUCCACAUUCUUUUCCGAACUCCUGCAAUCCUCCAUCCAUUCCAAAUCCCUCAGAGGCGCUCGCCGCGUCCAUGCCCGCCUCCUGAAGACGCGCUUCUCCUCCGAGACCUUCAUCCAGAAUCGGCUAAUCGAUGCCUAUGCUAAAUGUGGCUGCUUGGCCGAUGCGCGGAAGUUGUUCGACAGGAUGACCCACAGAAAUACAUUCACUUUCAAUAGCUUAAUUGGUGCAUUCAUGAAAUCAGGCUAUUCUGAUGAAGCGAAGCAGCUCUUCUUGUCGAUUCCUGAGUCUGACCAGUGCUCUUGGAGCUCAAUGGUUUCGGGCUUUGCCCAGCAUGGUCGGUUCGAAGAGGCCCUGGAUUUUUUUGUUGCCAUGCAUGCUGAGGACUUUGUGCUUAAUGCACACUCAUUCUCUAGCGCUCUCAGUGCUUGUGCGGGGCUUAUGGACUCGAGAAUUGGCGUCCAAAUUCAUGCUCUGAUCUCAAAAUCCCGACUUGCUUAUGAUGUAUAUAUGGGCAGUGCUCUCGUGGAUAUGUACUCAAAGUGUAGGAGACCCUUGGAUGCACACAGAGUUUUCGAGGGGAUGCCGGAGAGAAAUGUGGUUUCGUGGAACAGCCUGAUCACGUGUUAUGAGCAGAAUGGUCCGGUGAAUGAAGCUUUGUUGCUGUUUGUGGAAAUGAUGGACACUGGAGUGGAGCCCGACGAGGUGACGCUUGCAAGUGUGGUUAGCGCAUGUGCAAGCAUGAUGGCUCUCAGAGAAGGCAUGCAAAUCCAUGCACGAGCAAUCAAGUUUGAUAAAUUCAGAGAUGAUCUGGUGUUGGGCAAUGCUUUGGUGGAUAUGUAUGCAAAAUGUAGAAGAAUUCGAGAGGCAAGGAUCAUUUUUGAUCGCAUGCCUAUCAGAAGCAUAGUCUCAGAGACAUCUAUGAUUAGUGGUUAUGCAAAAUCUGCAAGUGUCAAAGAUGCUAGACUAAUGUUUUUGAGGAUGACUGAAAAGAAUAUUGUAGCUUGGAAUGCACUCGUUGCAGGGUACACACAAAAUGGGGAAGAUGAGGAGGCGCUUAGACUGUUUCUCCAGCUAAAGAGAGAAUCUGUUUGGCCAACCCACUACACAUUUGGAAACCUCCUUAAUGCAUGUGCCAACCUUGCAGAUCUUAGUCUUGGUCAACAAGCGCAAGCACAUGUUUUGAAACAUGGGUUCCGGUUUGAGGCAGGGCCGGAGUCUGAUAUUUUUGUAGGAAACUCACUUGUUGACAUGUACCUUAAAUGUGGUUCCAUUGAUGAUGGGGGUAAAGUAUUUGAAAAGAUGGCUGGAAGGGAUAGGGUGUCUUGGAAUGCCAUGAUUGUUGGGUAUGCACAGAAUGGGCGUGGUGAAGAAGCCCUAAAUCUCUUCAGGAGAAUGCUGUUGUCUGGGGAGACUCCUGAUCAUGUAACGAUGAUCGGAGUCCUGUCUGCUUGCAGUCAUGGAGGACUGGUGGAAGAGGGUCGUCAGUAUUUCCGAUCCAUGACCGAGGAGCAUGGUUUAGUUCCGUCCAGAGAUCACUAUACGUGCAUGGUUGAUCUUCUUGGCCGUGCUGGUUAUUUUAAUGAAGUAGAGAAAUUGAUAAAGGAGAUGCCAAUAGUAGCUGAUUCUAUUCUUUGGGGUUCUUUGCUUGCUGCAUGUAGGUUGCAUCGUAAUGUGGAGAUGGGGGAAUGGGCAGCAGAGAGGCUCUUUGAGCUUGAUUCUGAGAAUUCUGGGCCAUAUGUACUUCUCUCAAACAUGUAUGCUGAAUUGGGAAGAUGGGCAGAUGUUGUGAGAAUGAGGAGUCUAAUGAAGGAGAGAGGUGUGGUUAAGCAGCCAGGAUGCAGCUGGAUUGAGAUAGGAAGGAAGGUGCAUGUAUUUAUGGUAAGAGAUAAAAAUCACCCAUGUAAGAAGGAGAUUUAUAAAAUCUUGAGAAUUCUCAAAAUAGAAAUGCAUAGAAUUGGUACAGAUGUUGGUGUUGCGGUGCCUGAGAAAAUGGUUUUCUCAUUAGCUUGAAGCUGAUGAUCAGUGAGCUCUGAAACAAAAUGGGUAAUGGAUGGAUGGUCGCCUAAAGCGUACAAAAAAUAGUCUAUACUUAGUUUUUCAAGUAAUAAAAGGCAAUUUGUAUUAUCCUGGUUCAAUGUGACUCAUGCUUCAUUCUAAGCAAACCCAGGUAUUUGGGGUUUAGAUUUUCUUAACCACAUCUCUUAAAGCUACUAUAACAAGAGACUUAGAGCAAGAUUCAAAACCAUAGUGUGGCUAAUAUGAUCCUUCAGUGGGCACAUCUUAACCCAACACUUCCAGGGCCUUUCAAAUAAGUCUUGAGGUCAGCUUUUGAUUUUUCGAUUCAUAAGUGCAUGAAGAAGACUCCUAGAGAGCUACUUAAGAAAGCAAAUUCAGGUUACUUUGUUUUCCAGUAUCAUGUACCAUGAUGGCAGGGUGAAAGAAGGGAUUGGGAUACUUUGGAGAGGUUCCAAUUUAGGUUGUUGAACUAGUGAUCUUGAUGGAUUUGGUUCAGAUUAUUUUCCGAGUCUCAACUUCUCAGGCAUCUGGUUUGUGCAUUAGUUGAACAUCAUUGUUUCCAGAAAUUGUCAGACACAUGACAAUUGGCAAGUCCUAAAUAUUGGAUAUGUGAUGCUUUUGUCAUGUCGGAGGCCAGGUUAGUCAAGCUAUCAACACAACCAAGGUAUUUGCUUGCUGUCAAAAGUUGGGUGCCAAUGUUGAGCAUUCAGGAGCUUGAUUUGGGUGGCUCUCUAACUUACCUUCUCAAGGAAAUUGAGAGAGAGCUUACAGCAUGGGAAGUUUUCAAUAGUUUUAAAAAAAGGGAACUGAUAGACUGGAUAAAUCACAAAACAAAACUCCUAGGAAGAUUUGAACUUCAUAUACUCAUUGUACGUCAUUGCUGGUUUCCCAUAGAUGGAGAUUCUUAUGCCUAGCAAGUAGUAGAAUUUGAGGUUUAUUAUCUUGGAAGCUACAAGCAAUGGGUAAGUUGUUGUUUUUUAAUGUUUACAUUUUUUCCUUUUAUGUAAAUACUUCAAUUUGAUUUA